GCGCAUGCGCGGGGGCAGUGCCCCGGGGCGUUGUUGGGAAACAUUUGCCGACGGCUGCGGCGGGGACCAGCGGACAUGGCGGUGGUGGCGGCAGCAGUGCUGGCGCGGCUCGCGGCAGCCUUUCUGCUUCUCGCGGCCCAGGUGGCCUGCGAGUAUGGCAUGGUGCACGUGAUCUCUGAGGCUGGGGGCCCCAAAGGCAAAGACUACUGCAUCCUCUACAACCCGCAGUGGGCGCACCUGCCGCACGAUCUCGGCAAGGCGUCUCUCCUGCAGCUGCGCAACUGGACGGCCUCCUUGCUCUGCUCUCCCGCCGACCUCCCCGCCCACGGCUUCAGCAACCAGAUCCCGCUGGUGGCUCGUGGCAACUGUACCUUCUACGAGAAAGUGAGGCUGGCGCAGGGCAGCGGAGCGCGCGGGCUGCUGGUCGUCAGCAAGGAGAAGCUGGUGCCCCCGGGGGGCAACAAGACGCAGUAUGACGAGAUUGGCAUUCCUGUGGCCCUGCUCAGCUACAAAGACAUGCUGGACAUCUUCAGGCGUUUCGGCCGUGCGGUGCGGGUGGCACUGUACGCCCCCAACGAGCCGGUGCUGGACUACAACAUGGUGGUCAUCUUCAUCAUGGCCGUGGGCACCGUCGCCAUUGGGGGCCACUGGGCUGGGAGCCGGGACGUGAAGAAAAGGUACAUGAAGCACAAGCGGGACGACGGGCUGGACAAGCAGGAGGACGAGGCGGUGGACGUGACGCCGGUCAUGACCUGCGUGUUCGUGGUCAUGUGCUGCUCCAUGCUGGUGCUGCUCUACUACUUCUACGACCACCUGGUCUAUGUCGUGAUCGGGAUCUUCUGCCUGGCGUCCGCCACGGGCCUGUACAGCUGCCUGGCACCCUUCGUGCGGAGGCUGCCGUUCUGCAAGUGCAGGGUGCCCGACAACAGCCUGCCCUACUUCCAUAAGCGCCCUCAGGCCCGCAUGCUGCUCCUGGCGCUCUUCUGCGUGGCCGUCAGCGUGGUGUGGGGCAUCUUCCGCAACGAGGACCAGUGGGCCUGGAUUCUGCAGGACGCCCUGGGCAUCGCCUUCUGCCUCUACAUGCUGAAGACCAUCCGCCUCCCCACGUUCAAGGCCUGCACGCUGCUGCUACUGGUGCUCUUCCUCUAUGACAUCUUCUUCGUGUUUAUCACGCCCUUCCUGACCAAGAGCGGGAACAGCAUCAUGGUGGAGGUGGCCACUGGGCCCUCGGACUCGGCCACGCACGAGAAGCUGCCCAUGGUCCUGAAGGUGCCCAGGCUGAACUCCUCGCCUCUGGCCCUGUGUGACCGGCCCUUCUCCCUGCUGGGCUUUGGAGACAUUUUGGUGCCAGGGCUGCUCGUGGCCUACUGCCACAGGUUCGACAUCCAGGUGCAGUCCUCCCGGGUGUACUUCGUGGCCUGCACUAUCGCCUACGGCAUCGGCCUCCUGGUGACGUUCAUGGCCCUGGCCCUCAUGCAGCGUGGCCAGCCCGCCCUGCUCUACCUGGUGCCCUGCACACUGGUGACAAGCUUCGCCGUGGCGCUGUGGCGCCGGGAGCUGGGCGUGUUCUGGACGGGCAGCGGCUUUGCGAAAGACCUACCUCAGCCUCCCUGGGCCCCAGCCCCUGCCGACAGCCCGCAGCCUCCCAAGGACUCGGACGCGCCCCUGUCCCCAUCCCCGCAGCCUCCUGGAGAAGAACCGGCCAAGUCUCCCCCACCGGCCAUCGAGCAGCCCCGGGAACCGGCCUCGUCCGAGGAGACGGGGGCCACAGCCCCCGCCCAGGAGCCCGGGAGCCCGGCCGGCAGCACCCCUGAACCCGCGGGCCGGGACCUGGCCCUGCCUGACCCAGAGGCCCGGCCCCGCGCCUUGGCCUAGGGGAGAGGGAGCAGGACUCGCCCACUGCGCCCGCAGGACGAGGACAGGCGCGAGAUGCCCGCGGACUGCACCCGCUCGGCCGCCC
Molecule: messenger RNA, 1960 nt
Organism: Propithecus coquereli (Coquerel's sifaka)
Lineage: Eukaryota; Metazoa; Chordata; Mammalia; Primates; Indriidae
Gene: SPPL2B
Product: signal peptide peptidase like 2B
Exons: 15
Coding region: 76-1875 (599 amino acids)
Biological process (GO): membrane protein proteolysis
Cellular component (GO): cytoplasmic side of endoplasmic reticulum membrane; lysosomal membrane; Golgi-associated vesicle membrane
Molecular function (GO): aspartic endopeptidase activity, intramembrane cleaving
Source: RefSeq, a predicted model, not a curated record